Dissoconium aciculare CBS 342.82 is the source of this 964-nucleotide messenger RNA. RefSeq lists its product as uncharacterized. The record is from RefSeq and is a predicted model, not a curated record. NCBI's taxonomy places the organism in Eukaryota, Fungi, Ascomycota, Dothideomycetes, Mycosphaerellales, Dissoconiaceae. The transcript has a single exon. The coding region runs from base 355 to 867 and encodes 170 amino acids.
UACGGAUCUCAUCGACCGACGAUCUCUUUUUCGUCCAACGGAAUCGCCACGAUGAUAAUGACGAAGUCGAGAGAAGUCACAAAAAGUCAAGAGGAGAGGAGAAAAGAAAAACAUUCCGCAGAGGGCAGAGCCGUAGGGAUAUGGAUAUGGAAAUGAUCCCGGGACGAAAGUAAGAUAGGAAGGAGGAGCAUACAUGCAUGAUGACCUCUUAUUCCAUUUUUCAUCUUUUUUUUCCAUUUUUUCUCUUCAUCCUCCUCCUCCUCCUCCUCAUCGCCAAUGACGACGAGAGCUCCGAUUAUCUGCAAUGAGAAAUGAUAUGAUAUGAUAGGAUGUGAUAUGACAUGAUAGGAUACAAUGAGGAAAGAAGAAGAAGAACCAAAAACACAAAGCUCCUUUCGGCGUCCUUCCAACGCGAGGUUUUUCCCCUUUUCCACUCGGGUCGGGUCGUGUCAUUGUCGGCGGUGGGGAGGGGAGGGAUCGGGCGUUGCUUCCCUUUCCUUUCCGGAUCGCCUCCAGCUCGCUUGGACUUUUUUUUGCGGUUCCGACUCGUCGUCGGUGCGGGUUCCGUCGAUCGGCAUGUCGGUUCACGGUGGCUGGCCGAUUGGCUGGCUGGCUGGCUGUGCUGGUCAGCCGGUUGGCGACGCAGAGGGAGGGAAGUCUUUCUUUUGUCUCUUUUUAUCUCCUCCUCACGUCGUGGUGGUGCAGCUCGCGUGGUCCUCGGCGGUGGGCGAGUUUUCAUAUUUUCCUUGUGGGAAGAAAAACUACAAUUGGUUGGAUGGAUGGAUGGACGGUUUGGAUUUUGGACCGUUUAUCAUGGAGGGAGGGAGGGACGGAGGGAUGGAGGGUAGUGUUUUGGGAUCUCCGUAGGAUUCAUAUUAGAAUGUGUUCUUUUGUCCCUUGUGGUCAUCAUGGUCGAUCGUGUCUGGCUCCGUCCAACGGCGCUGGCAACGACGGGAAGAAAACG